GAUUCCGGCCUGUGUUGGGGGUCGCACCCGCCCCCCCCAGCCUCGGAGCGGAGCGGUGUCCCGGUUGCACCCCGGCCUCUUCCGGAAGUGCCGGCCGGCCCUCAGGGCGGGGGCGGCGCCGAGGAAGCCGGCGCAGGAGUCGGCCCGAGCGGUGACUGGAGGCCGCUUCCCCCGGCGGGGAAAGGGCCAUGAACGGCACCGCGAACCCGCUGCUGGACCGCGAGGAGCACGGCCUGAAGCUCGGCGAGAGCUUCGAGAAGAGGCCCAAGUCCUCCUUCCACACCAUCCGCUAUGAUUUUAAACCAGCAUCCAUAGACACUUCAUGUGAAGGAGAACUCCAGGUUGGCAAAGGAGAUGAAGUCACAAUUACACUACCACACAUUCCUGGAUCAACACCUCCAAUGACUGUGUUCAAAGGAAACAAAAGACCCUAUCAGAAAGACUGUGUUCUCAUCAUUAAUCAUGACACUGGUGAAUAUGUGUUGGAAAAACUCAGUAGCAGCAUUCAGGUCAAGAAGACAAGAGCUGAGGGAAGCAGCAAAAUCCAGGCAAGAAUGGAACAGCCCCCAGCUCGGGCACCACCACCUCCUGUACCAUUUAGAGCCCCAAUGAAACCCCCAAUUGGACCAAAAACCUCUCCUGUGAAAGACAACCCUUCACCUGAACCCCAACUAGAUGACAUUAAGAGAGAGCUGAGAGCAGAGGUUGAAAUCAUUGAGCAGAUGAGCAGCACCAGCGGGAGCAGCUCGUCGGACUCGGACAGCUCCUCGGGCAGCGACGACGACAGCUCCAGCAGCGGAGGGGAUGAGCCGGCCGCCAGGGCCUCCCCCUCGCAGCCUCCUCACCAGCAGUUCAGUCACAGAAACCCUGUGGCCAACGGCACCAGCCGGCCGCCGGGAAACAACCAGCUGAUGAACACCCUGCGAAAUGAUUUACAGUUGAGUGAGUCUGGCAGUGACAGCGAUGACUAGCAUUGGAGCCUCCUGCAUCCGUCUCUUUGGUAGGACGUGUGGGGGCAGCAGGACACAAGCAGGAAGCCACUGCCAAGGAGAGUGCUUGGGGAGGAGCUGUCACCGAGCCCGAGCAGGAGUGCUCUUGUAUAUAUUAUGUGAAUACAGUUUUACAAGUUUUACCUAGAUCCGUAGAGUGAGUAACUAGGGGGGUGGUUUUUUGGUUAAUGUUGUGGAUGGAAAACCUGAACAGUCGGGGGAAGGGGGAUCUUGGUUUUUCAGAGGUUGAGUCACAGUCACUAGUUUGGACAUGUCAUUUUCAUUGCCGAAGCAAAUGAUUCGGCCUUUGUGUGUUAAAGUCUCUUCUAAUUAUUGACCACGUGGAGAUGAAGGUUUUAGCCUUCUUUGCCUAAUUAGGCUUGACCUGAUAGGCCAGUAGAGACAUACUUAGGCAUAGACUUUCAGAAGUAGAGAGAACAUUGUAUGUGAUCCAGUCCAGGCAAAGAGGCUUAGAGAGGCAGAUGCGAGUAAAACCCAAGGCUCCAGCACUUUCUCUAUUGUACCAUAAUGACUCCCUUUAUAUUUAAUCAAAUAUUUAUUGAACACCUACUGUGUGCAGAGCUUAGGUAUGUAGCAAAACCAGUGAUCUAUGUACAUAGAGCAAUCAGAUACAUAUUGGAGCUUGUACCUAGACUGUGAAAGUCAUGACUACCAUUUUACUUCUGGUUUGAAUGUGGGCCUGUGAAAGUUGGCUCUGUACAGGACAGAAAAACCCCAUGUAUAGGUGCAGUGACUGGAUAAAAUUGGAGGUUUGAGUACUGAGUUGAUAAGGGAAAACCAUGAGCUCAUAUUCAGCUUUCAUUGGACAUAAUUGAUUCAGUGGAUUGUAAAAGGAAUGGAUUUUUAAAAAAGAAAUAUAGGAAUGACUCUGAGUAGUAGGAGUUAGGGAAGAAAACUACUGAAUGUAUGAACUAGAAGUGAGA
Messenger RNA from Phascolarctos cinereus (koala), 1933 nucleotides. It is a transcript of the gene EAF1, whose product is annotated as ELL associated factor 1. The record is from RefSeq and is a predicted model, not a curated record. Gene Ontology annotation, molecular function: transcription elongation factor activity. Gene Ontology annotation, biological process: transcription elongation by RNA polymerase II. NCBI's taxonomy places the organism in Eukaryota, Metazoa, Chordata, Mammalia, Diprotodontia, Phascolarctidae. Gene Ontology annotation, cellular component: super elongation complex.